GGCACAGAGACAGACCCACCACACCAGACAUCAUCACCCGCUUUGCCUCCUUCCCUCCAUAUUACCAAUCUCGGAUUCGUCCGCAUUGAAGGUUGAAGGGCACUUCUGGACCAAAGUUUGGAGUGGCAUCUUCUCUCUUUCUCAUGAAAGAGAGAGGUAGCUCAGCAACACUUCUCUUCUUCUAUCUCCUGGGAUUACUUUUCAUGGCUCUCCUCACUUUCUUACCAGAAGCAUCAGAGACCAAUACCAAAAAGCAACAGCCUUCAAAGCGGAAGCGAAAGCAGCAAAAGCAGCCAUCAUCUUGGAACCAAAUCAAGAACCUACUCACCUGUAAGCAGAUCGAAGGGUCGCAAGUUCACGAUCCCUCUAAGAACCCAGGUGGGUACUCCAAGUUGGGGUCUUCUUGUGGUUCCAUAUGCAGUUUCAGAGACGUUGUUCACGGCAACACUAGGGUGGUUCACAGAGCUGACAACUCACCGGAAAGUAGCUCGGUGGGUCAGGAGACUGGGCUUCUGAGUCGGAAAACUGUGAGUGGGUCGACGUCGUCGACUCGGUCUCUAUCAAGUUCAGUGAGAUCCAACGCUAGUGCUACCUACACGUCCUCUUCCAGAGGCAUGCAAUUUAGGAAGCUUUCUGGGUGUUAUGAGUGUCACAUGAUAGUUGAUCCAAACAGGUACCCGUCUCCAAGAACAACUAUAUGUGCUUGCUCUGAGUGUGGAGAGGUUUUUCCAAAGACUGAAAGCUUAGAGCUUCAUCAAGCAGUUCGCCAUGCCGUUUCGGAGCUGGGUCCGGAGGAUUCGGGUCGGAACAUCGUGGAGAUCAUCUUUAAAUCGAGCUGGUUGAAGAAAGACAAUCCAAUCUGCAAGAUCGAACGGAUACUAAAAGUCCACAACACCCAGAGGACCAUCCAACGGUUCGAGGAAUGCCGAGACGCGGUGAAGGUCCGUGCGAACAAUAACACCAAGAAAAACCCGCGCUGUGCCGCGGACGGAAACGAGCUGCUGCGGUUCCAUUGCACCACCUUAACCUGCGCUCUCGGCUCACGUGGCUCCUCCAGCCUAUGCGGCUCCGUACCGGGCUGCGGAGUAUGCACCAUCAUCAGGCACGGAUUCCAAGGCAAGGCAGGUGAGGCAAAAGGUGUGCGCACCACUGACAGCAGCGGUCGGGCCCACGACUGCCUACCAUGUACGGACGGUCGCAGGGCCAUGUUGGUGUGCCGCGUGAUCGCCGGAAGGGUCAAGCGCAUGGCGGACGAUGCGCCGGAUGAGGAUGGCGCCUCGGCUGGCUCCUACGACUCAGUAGCCGGCUACUCCGGGAUGUACUCGAAUCUGGAGGAUUUGUUCGUAUUCAAUCCCAGGGCUAUUCUUCCUUGCUUUGUAGUGAUCUACAAAGCUGUUGAUUGAUUGAAAAACUUAUGUACACAUAACUAAUCCAACGGUCAGAUCAGUUUGCUGACCUCCCUUUGUCUUGUUUGCAUAAAAUCCUUUCGAUGCUGUCUCA
Molecule: messenger RNA, 1500 nt
Organism: Vitis riparia (riverbank grape)
Lineage: Eukaryota; Viridiplantae; Streptophyta; Magnoliopsida; Vitales; Vitaceae
Exons: 3
Coding region: 144-1403 (419 amino acids)
Source: RefSeq, a predicted model, not a curated record